Mangifera indica (mango) is the source of this 1117-nucleotide messenger RNA. Its product is annotated as zinc finger protein 5-like. Gene Ontology annotation, molecular function: transcription cis-regulatory region binding; DNA-binding transcription factor activity. The coding region runs from base 128 to 850 and encodes 240 amino acids. Lineage: Eukaryota; Viridiplantae; Streptophyta; Magnoliopsida; Sapindales; Anacardiaceae. Gene Ontology annotation, cellular component: nucleus. The record is from RefSeq and is a predicted model, not a curated record. The transcript has a single exon. Gene Ontology annotation, biological process: trichome differentiation; gibberellic acid mediated signaling pathway; cytokinin-activated signaling pathway.
UGCAUCGUUGGAAGCCAUAGUUUUUUACUAUAAAAGGAAUUUAAAGGCACACAAACGAAAGCAAAAAACUCAUUGGUGUCUCUUAGCAUUACACCCACAAGAAAAAUCAUAUUCUUUUUACAUUUCAAUGGACAUGGAUCAAAAAGAAGUGUCUAAUAAUGUUCUUUCUCAUACAUCCGAUGGAGAGAAUGCUUGUUCUUCAGGAUCCUGCGUUGAAAAGAAACUCAGAUUAUUUGGGUUUGAGCUUAAUCCAAGCAACAAUGGUGCAACUGAAUAUUUCAAAGUAUCCACUGAAGGAGAUGAAAGCGUCAACUCAUCAACCAAGGAUAAAACCUCGAAAGGAGAUCAACCGGAGGACAAGAAAUUUGAGUGCCAAUAUUGUUUCAAAGAAUUUGCAAAUUCACAGGCGUUAGGGGGUCAUCAAAAUGCCCACAAGAAGGAGAGACUGAGGAAGAAAAGACUGCAACUUCAAGCCAGAAAAGCCAGCAUCAACUGUUAUCUUCAACCUAACCAGAACAACAUAAAUUUCAGUUACCGUCAUGCCUCCAAUGCCUGGUUCUAUGAUCCUUCCAUCUAUUCCCCUGAUCAAUUCGCCCUAUACGAUCAAGAAUCUCAGAUUAGUUUCAGUUCUCAAGAUCAAGAUGCUUCUCAGCUAUCAAAGUGGUACACCAUACCGGCUCAUAAUAUUCAUUUUCAACAAGAUUCUUGCAUGUUCACUUUAACACAGGCUGAUAAAUCUCGAGAUAAAAGAUCUGCAGCCAUCAUCCCGCCUUCACCUUUGUCUUCUUCUAAACAAAGCUGCAAGUCGUUGGAUCUCCACUUAGGCCUCAGCUUGCAAAGUGGAAUAUAACUGAUAAUAAUUCAUAGUAUAGGUAAAAAGUGCUAUGUAUUCUUCAGGGAUAUGAAUUUUUUCAAUUGAAAUUUACAGACUGAAAUGCUUAUUGAAUUAAAACUCCUGAUACUUGGCUAGCAUGGCCAGCAUACACUGUACCUCACAAGAAAAAAAAAUGGCAACUUACAUAGUUAUGCCACUGGUUUUAGAAGAUUACCAUAUAAAUUCCUGCUGUAUGUAAAUCAGAGGGGCAGAUGAAGAUUUAAUAGAAAAUUUAUUCUAGAA